Molecule: messenger RNA, 714 nt
Organism: Akanthomyces muscarius
Lineage: Eukaryota; Fungi; Ascomycota; Sordariomycetes; Hypocreales; Cordycipitaceae
Exons: 1
Coding region: 1-714 (237 amino acids)
Source: RefSeq, a predicted model, not a curated record
AUGAGUCGUCUUCUCGACCGCUUCCGGCCUUCGCGUCCUUCGAACCAGAAAUGGAAUUUUGCCCCGGAUCACCACGGCUUUCCAGACUCGUUUCGCCCCAAGCCGCUCGGCCGCGUCGACACCUUCCACUCGCGCUAUGUGCAGAUGCUGCUCGACCAGGAUAACGUUGCUAAGACGCACAACAUCCUCGCCGCCUUCUUCGUGUGGCUGCUGCUGGCCAGUUUCAUUGUGUUUCCGGGCACGUUUACCACCAUACAAAAGUCCAUCGAGGACAAUGAAAAUGGGAAAUUUCCCAGCAAAGCCGCUGAAUCCAUCUUCAAGAGCGUCAAAAACGUCGGGCUCCUGGCGCUGGCCGCCAUCAUGUGCUCAAUUUCUGUCAUUGGCAUGACUAGCCUUGCCUUCCGCCACAUGAACAACUACGUCUGGAUCUUGAACAAGCUCUUCCUGCCUGGCGUUGCCAAUUGCACGGCUGGCCUCAUUUCUACUUUGAUUGGUGUCUAUACACAGCAAAAAGGUGUCUGGAGCAUUACGGCCAAGGUCACUGCGAUUGUCGAGGGCUGCGGCCUGGCAAUCUGCGGCACUGUUUGGUACGUGGUCGACCACUACUUUCUCUGCAAGGUCAAGGAGACACAUGGUACGCAUUAUGACGAAUGGCCCAAGCAUCGCAGCGACGAGUAUGAGCUGCCACCGAAAUAUCACGGUCAAAUGAUUUAA